Molecule: messenger RNA, 4594 nt
Organism: Microbotryum saponariae
Lineage: Eukaryota; Fungi; Basidiomycota; Microbotryomycetes; Microbotryales; Microbotryaceae
Source: the annotation of a GenBank genome assembly
AUGUUCUCCCGCGACUCCAAGAUGGUGUCGAUGGCGCUCGCCACCGGGGUCGUGUGCUCGCUCGCCUCCAUCACCUCGGCAUUCAAGUUGAUCGAAGGCUCCGGAGCCCAGAUCAUCCCCGGUCGAUUCAUCGUCGCCGUCUCGAGUUCGAGUAGCAGCUCGCUUGGGAAGCGUGCGGAUGAGGUCAGUGCCUUCUUGUUUGUGUUGCUGCUCUCACGAAGGUCAAGCGCUCGAGCUGGCGAACCAUCGCCGGAUCCGGACCUCGAGCGCGAGGAAGGGGUGGACUGGGCUAUAGUGCUCGGCGCGCGGCUGGGUUGACUUGGAGCCUGAUCGUGUACCUCUUGCUCAUAAUGACCAACAGGACAUCGCGGGAGUCAUCAACAAGAUCAACGAUAUUGGAAUCGACGCCAAGACCAGAAAAACGUACCAGUCGCCUGGUCUGCUCACGGGAGCCAGUAUCGUCGUGCCGCAAAACACCACCGCCGCUGAUCUUUUGGCCGUCCCCGGGGUCACCGUGAGUUCGGACUUUGGGGAUGAUUAUUGAUGCAACGACAUCAUUUGGUCUCUGACUCAGAUAUUUUGAUGCUCGCUCCCUUAACAGAAAGUUUGGCCCGUCCGAAGUAUCCCUCGACCCGUCACCUACACCACCAGCGAAGCCAAGGGCAAGACGAGUCGCGGCACUUCGGCGACCGACAUCUCGGCUCGAGGCAAGGUACUCAGUCGUCGCGACGCAUACACGGAUGACACAUGGUCCCCCCACCAAAUGACGGGUGUCGACGUCAUGCACGGCAAGGGCUUCCUCGGCUCCGGUAUCAGGGUCGCCAUCUUGGACACGGGUGUCGAUUACAAGAACCCCAUCUUGGGCGGCUGCUUCGGCAAAGGCUGCAAGGUCGCGUUUGGGUAUGCUUUCGUCGGCGAUUAUGACGAGACGACAACUGGACCAGACCCGUACACCAACUGCUCUGAUCAUGGUACCCAUGGUCAGUCAGCAGCUGGCUAAUACAGUGGCCAGAUUGAGCAAAAGCUGACUUUUCCAAGUACGACGCUAUUCACCACUCAGUGACGGGCAUCAUCGGCGCCAACGCCAACUCGUACGGCUUCACCGGUGUCGCACCACAGGCAACGAUUGGCAUGUACCGCGUUUUUAGUUGCUCUGGCAACACGGGCGAGGAUACAAUCGUCGAAGCGUUGCUCAAGGCCGCCGAGGACAGGGCCGAUGUUAUCAACAUGAGUCUCGGCGGGCCCGUCGGGUGGCUCGAUGGCUCGCCAACGCAAGCACUGGUCGAAAGGCUCAACGCCAAGGGUAUCGUAACAAUGAGUGCGGCCGGUAACGAACAAUCCGAGGGCAUGUUCUUUGCCGAGUUCCCAGCCGCUUCGAGGACCGGAGUCGCCGUCGCUUCGGUCGAUGUCGCCAACUUGCCGGCGUACGACAUGGUCUUCAAGACGGGGGGUUACCCCAAGAUGCCUUACCUCUCCGCCAGCGCGUUUAGCACCUCGUCGACGCUUAAAGUCUACUUCACUUCAACUGAUACGAAUGCACUCGACGAUGCAUGCAGCCCUCUGCCCUCGUCGACGCCGGAUCUUCGCAACUAUCUCGUCAUCAUGCAACGAGGAACGUGCAACUUUGCGACCAAGAUGGGGUACGCCGCCGACAAGGGCGCUCGCUUUGCUAUGAUCUACAACUCUGCGACCGGCGCGACGCUGCCUUACAUUGGUGCCGACAACACGGGCCUGACCGCCGUCGCCGGUCUGCGACGCGAGGAUGGUCUUUUGCUGCUCAAGUACUACCUCGCUCAAAAGAAGAAGGGCCCCAGUGUCGCCUUCCCGAGCAACAGCAAACUCGUUUCGGGCGCUGCCGACACUCAGACCGGCGGCCAAAUCAGCGCCUUUAGCAACUUCGGGCCGACCAACGACAUGUACGGCCAGCCGAGCUUCGCCGCACCCGGUGGCAACAUCCUCAGCACGUUCCCCAUCGUUCUAGGCACGGUCGGCGUCCUGAGUGGGACCUCGAUGGCGACCCCUUUUGCUGCCGGAUCGGCAGCGUUGCUUCUGUCGGCUCGCAAGUCCGACAAGCUCACGCCUGCGCAAAUUCGUUUCUUGUUCGCCUCGACGGCCAACGUCGUCCCUGUCAGCCGCAAGGCAGCGCAACCUCUGACAACCACGCUCCUGCAAGGAGGAGGGCUGAUCCAGGUCGAUCAGGCCUACGCCGCCAAGUCCUUCAUCUCCCCAUUUGAGCUCAUGCUCAACGACACCGCCCACUUCAACAACACACAAACGAUGACGAUCACCAACAAGAACUCCAAAGCCGUCACGUAUCGAUACGUCAACACACCCGCACAGGUCCGCGUCACGUACGACACCGCUCGUUCGAACCUCCCUUCGUUGAGCCCUGCUGCGGUUACGGAGGAGACAGCGGCAGGUGUCUCGUUCCGACCGGGACGCAUCACGAUCCCCGCGGGGCAGACGUCGACCGUUCGCAUCACGUUCCAGGCACCCAAGUUCGUACAGCGGUACUUGUCCUUGUACCCGAUGUACAGUGGUUUCAUCACCAUUACCGCCGACGAUCCCGCGAAACAAAAAUUCCAGAUCCCGUACUUUGGCAUGGCCGGCAACAUGAGCGACAUGCAGAUCCUCGACAAGACGUCGACCUACGCCGACAAUUACCAGUCCGGCCUCAAGUACCCUUUCAUUACCGACGGUAAUGAAGCUCAAACAGCGAACAAGGUCAAGGAUUACCCUAUCGCCAACGGUCUCACCCUGUAUUUCCGACUUGCUCGUAAGUAAUUCUUGUCGCGCAGUCAUGUAGAGCCAUUGCUGACAGUUUUUCACACACCACCCCGCAGAGGCUACCAGAGCCUACAACGUCGACCUGGUCUUUGCCAACACGACGUUCAAACCGACGGUCUUGCCCAGCAACAACGCGAACCUCAAGCGCCGAUCGCUCUCGAGUGACUAUGAGCAAGAGUUCGAGUCGCUCGAAGUCGACGCGUCCGAAGACAGCCACAUCCUCGCUCGCUCGGGCUUGAUCACACGAGCUGUGCAGUCCUAUGCAUCGACCUCGAUCGUCGGUCGUGUCAGCAGUAGUCAGAACCAACCCCGAGACUGGGCCAUCGAGUCGGGAAUUGGACUCGGGUUCUCUGACCAGCAAAUCAGCUUCACGGGUCAAUACCAGACGACACCGACCAGUGGCGUUUUUACCGAGGCCGAUACCGCCACCCCGUACAGGCUUUUGCUUCGGUAAGUUUUUUACGUGAACCGGAGAGGAUGCUCAGAGACUAACUCGGAUACGCUCCUUCUCGUUUCGCAGCACGCUCAAGACGACAGCCGAUCCGAAAGUCGAGUCGAGUUGGGAGAGUUGGCUCAGUCCUCCGUUUACGCUCAGCAGUUGAUUGGGAAAUCUUGGUUGGGGCUGAACAUCCGGACACUUAUUAUUACCCAUGGAAAAUAAUAUUAUGACAAUCACGAAUAAUGAGCUACUUCGCAUGCAACACCCAAAAAAGGAGUCCUCCGCUGUCCGGGCGGCUACCCGAUCGCCGACAAAGGCUACUGUUAUAGUCAAAAUUCCUACACUGGGGAUACUCCGUUCAAGAAGUUCGUCAACAAGCUAAAUAUUGCGAUGACGGACUUUCAGAAUCUCGGUGCUCCACUCCCGCAUUGCUUGACGUCGGCGUGCGUUCUGUACGGCGAGAAUUGGUGGAAUGCGCAGCCGGUUCAUCGUCACUCAAGAAAGCUGACAGGAGCACAGUUGAGCUAUUCCGUUCAUCAAAUUGAACUGCUGGCGAUCUAUGAGGGUUCUCAAGCACAAGAGCAUCCUGAUUGCACGCAGAGGGAUCGUUCUUUCGGAUAACAGUUCUUUGGAGUGGUUCUUGACAACCAAAGAGAUGAAUGAUCAGCAGGCGCGAGCGUAUGCGUUUAUGUCGCAGUUUGACGUCACGAUCCGACACAUCGAUGGCGAAUGCAAUCAUGUUGCGAAUGCUUGCGCGUCAGUACGAGGAUGACAAUAUUGCUGAUGGAAACGUGGACGGCACCAGACUGGAUGAUUUCAACACCGAGCGGGACGACGCACCUUUGUUGCUCGAUCGUACACUUGCAGUGGUGCAAUGAAGACGUCGGCGAAAGCCAAGGGUAAAAGCAGAGACAUUGAGCGACCCACAGCAAAGACGAAGACGACGAGAUAGGUGUCGGGGAACCGAGCAGCGAAAGCGCAAGCGGCACGUCUCGAGGAAGAAGGUGGAACACCUUCGAAGAAGCUUUGAAUCAGGUCGAGGAUUACCACCGUCGGUUCAUGAAAGCUCUGACGAGUUAUGCCGGCGACAAGUUCUUUCAGAAAAUCGUUACCCAGGUUGAGGGCUUUGGUCGAUACGAGCUUACCGAUGGAGUCCUCUGGCAGAAUAAUGAGGUGUUUGGGGACCGUAGGUGUGUCGCAUCGGGGACAGUGGAUGGGAGGACAACACGAGAGGUUGUCCUCGAACAACCUCACAAAAUGACAGGCCAUGUAGCAAGUGAGGGCAGGACGGACCAUGAACAGCACCUCUUCUGGGGCCUUCUCUCUCGAGCAAUAUUGGAGAACAAUAGUCCUCGCAGCUUUCUGUGA